AUGCACCAAUUCACUAAUUUUUUCGCAAGGCUCCAAUUGACGCAUCAGACCUCUCUUCCGGCAAAUCUCACCGAUAGAUUCCAUCGCCAAACUAAACUUGAGAAUGAAAUUGAGGAUUUCCUAAGAUCCCGUACUCCCCGUGAGGCAAGGGAGGAGGCCAUACGUCGACGCGUUGAGGCAAUGCGCUCCAGAAUGCAUAUUGCUGACAGGGACCGACAGAUUUCCUGGUCUUCUUGGAGGCUGGGUCGUAACCUUACCCACUACCUGGGUUCUGGCAACUUUUUAACUGGGCUUGCUCUUGGUGUGGCUCUGCUUUCAGUUGGCGCCUAUUACUUUUUUUCUUACAACUAG
Messenger RNA from Protopolystoma xenopodis, 351 nucleotides. Lineage: Eukaryota; Metazoa; Platyhelminthes; Monogenea; Polystomatidea; Polystomatidae. The record is from the annotation of a GenBank genome assembly.